AUGUUGGAUGCAAAACCGACAGCCACACCACUCCAACCUAAUAUUCAGCUGACAACCACAAGAGAUCCUUUCUCUGAUCCCACUCAGUAUCGCUCUUUCGUUGGUGCACUCCAGUAUCUCACUAUAACUCGUCUUGAGUUGUCCUAUGCGGUAAAUUUGGUUAGUCAGUUUCUUCAAGUUCCAACAAAUGAUCACUUUCAAGCAGUUAAACGCAUCCUUCGAUAUGUCAAGGGCACCAUGUCCUAUGGCUUGUCCUUCACCCGUGGAGCUUCCCUUAAUGUUCUUGGACACUCGGAUGCAGAUUGGGCUCGUUGUAUUGAGACUAGACGAUCAACCUAUGGUUAUUCUAUCUUUUUAGGCAGAAAUCUCGUUUCAUGGAGUGCUAAGAAACAACCAAUCGUAGCUCGAUCAAGUUGUGAAUCAGAAUAUAGAGCCAUGGCUAAUGCGGCAGCUGAACUAAUAUGGAUUACUCAUCUUCUACAUGAUCUUCAUAUUUCCCAUCAAGCGCGAACUCUUCUUUGUGACAACAAGAGUGCAAUAUUUCUCUCCUAA
Molecule: messenger RNA, 552 nt
Organism: Vigna radiata var. radiata (mung bean)
Lineage: Eukaryota; Viridiplantae; Streptophyta; Magnoliopsida; Fabales; Fabaceae
Exons: 1
Coding region: 1-552 (183 amino acids)
Source: RefSeq, a predicted model, not a curated record